This is a messenger RNA of Funneliformis mosseae, 321 nucleotides long. NCBI's taxonomy places the organism in Eukaryota, Fungi, Glomeromycota, Glomeromycetes, Glomerales, Glomeraceae. The record is from the annotation of a GenBank genome assembly.
AUGAAAAAAAAAGAUAGAAGUGAAUAUAAAGCAUUAUCAAUAAGACAAGCUGUUGAUAGGAUUAAUCGAUAUUUAAUAGAAUUUUCAACUAUUUAUGGAAUCAAUUUACAUGAUCAUCAUCAAUUUCCUAUAUUAACAAAAGUUCUUGAUGGUAAAAUGAAAAAAUUACAAGAUAAAGGACUUGGAGAAAUAAAAGGAUCUGCUGCUUUAACUCAACAAACCAUUGCAAAUAUUUUAUCAAAUCCAGCAACAUUAAUAUUAACUCCUGAUACACUUAUUAAAAGAAUAUUUUUUCAUAAUGCCCUUCUUUUAGCUUGUUGA